Messenger RNA from Copidosoma floridanum, 1282 nucleotides. RefSeq names its product transmembrane emp24 domain-containing protein 7. The record is from RefSeq and is a predicted model, not a curated record. NCBI's taxonomy places the organism in Eukaryota, Metazoa, Arthropoda, Insecta, Hymenoptera, Encyrtidae.
GGCAUAGGUGGACCGUGUACGUAGCAGCGGCGGCGACACGUACUCGUAUCUUUGGCCACGUUAGUUGUAAUCGCGCGCAAUGUCAACUCGGCUGUGUGGUUGUCAUCGUCUGGUGGCACAGCAUUUCUUCUGACUCGCAAGAAAAUCAUCGUCGCGUUGAGAAAAGAAAAGGCAUCCGCGAGAGCCUUUCAUGUUAACAUAAGCGCGGCCGCGAGUGACGAAUUGUACAUUUGAUAGGUAAUUUCUCACAUAUAGGUGUUGUUUUAGAGAAGAUAAUUGAGGAAAUAAAGCAUGCACAGUAUGAGCGAUUGGCUUCUGCUGCUACUCUCGUUUUCCGGGCUGGUGUUUCGUGCUGCUGGAGUCGAGUUAACCUUCGAGCUGCCCGAUAAUGCCCGGGAGUGCUUCUACGAUGUUAUCCAAAAGGGUGACACCGCCACGAUCGAGUUUCAGGUCGUGACAGGAGGCCAAUACGAUGUAGAUGUGUCUUUGGAGUCACCAACCAGAGAAAUCAUCUACAGGCAAAUGAAGAUGCAAUACGACUCGCAUACCUUUACCGCUAACAUGUCUGGAGUUUAUGGUCUAUGCUUCAGCAAUGAAUUCUCGACCUUCUCGCACAAGCUUGUCUACAUGGACUUCAAUAUUGGCGAAGAACAACCCCUGCCUGGUCUUGGAGAGCACGCUACUGUUAUGACUCAGAUGGAAACUUCCAGCCAGGAGAUUCAUAAGAAUCUCAACUCUAUUAUUGAUUACCAGACGCAUCAUCGACUGAGGGAGGCUCAAAGCCGCAAGAGAGCUGAAGAUCUAAACGAACGUGUAAUGUGGUGGUCUAUCACCGAAGCUCUGACCAUUGUUGUUUCCAGCAUACUUCAAGUUACGGUCCUCAAGAAUUUCUUCUCCGAUAAGAAGACACCAUACUAUCCUUUAAAGUAAAUUUGCGACACAAGUCAAAGAUACAGGAUUAUUUUGUAAGGGAAUUAUACAAUCAGCCCUUUGCUCCGAUUUCAUUUCAAAAAAUGAGGACUUGAGUUGAACAAAAGGAGCAAAAAAAAAAGAGACUACAUAUUGUGAAGUGUUGAAUACACAUGAAAGAUCAGUUAGAUGUGUUUAUUUUGUUUUUAAAUUAAAUGGUUAUAACUUUAAUACUGCAUAGUUGUAUUAUUAUAUGAUUCAAUAUUGAAGAUAUGAAUGUGAGGCUUUUUAUGCUUGUGUGAUUUUUUCAUACACAUGUAAUAUAAAACAAAGUACAGUUCUAUACAUUAAAGAAUCCGCUUGUUUCAACUGA